Messenger RNA from Parnassius apollo (apollo), 555 nucleotides. Lineage: Eukaryota; Metazoa; Arthropoda; Insecta; Lepidoptera; Papilionidae. The record is from the annotation of a GenBank genome assembly.
AUGUUCAAACUUGUGGUAUUGUCAGUUCUCUUCGCCGCGGCCAUUGCCGAGCCUGGAGUAUUUUACACUCCCACCACAUUCACGCCAGUCGCGGCACCGGCAGCCACAACCUACGUGCAACAAGCAGCACAGUAUAGCAGCUACCUACCAGCAGCUCAGUAUAGCAACUACUUACCAGCACCGUCCGUCUACUCUUCUCUACCUAACGUUCACUACAUCAAGAAACGAUCGGCUCCAUUUUACAACACAUAUGCCGCACCUUACACCUACAUCACCGGUGCUCCUCUAACAGCCCCAUACGCAUCUACGUACAUUACGUCUGCUCCAAUCGCUGCGACUCUCCCUGUGCUGUCCACAUAUUCCUCACCAGUGCACUACAUCAAAAAACGAUCGGUUCGUGCUUUCCUGCCUGCACCUACAUCGUACAUCGCCCCAGCUCCAAUUACGACAACUUACAUAGAGUCCGCUCCUCUUUCAGCAACUUACUCCUCCGCUAUACUUCCAAACGCAGCAUUCCUGUCGUCAUACGGUACAUUACCUUAUAUUAAAAAGUAA